AUGGCAAAAGCUGCGGAACGGUACGAUGAGCCAAUCCAUAUCGCGGUCAUCGGCGGCACUGGCCUUCAACACCUCUCCGGCUUCACCCACGCAGCUACACUCAAGCUCAGCACGCCGUGGGGCGAGCCUUCAUCUCCCGUCUCCGUCCUCCACCACCCUUCUCCAUCGACCGGCAAACCCAUCCCAAUAGCGUUCCUUUCGCGACAUGGCCUCCAUCACGAGCUUGCACCCCACGAAGUGCCCAACCGCGCCAACAUCGCCGCUCUCAGAAGUCUUGGCGUACGGACGAUCAUCGCUUUCAGCGCCGUCGGAAGCCUGCAAGAGCAGAUCAAGCCGAGAGACUUCGUCGUGCCGGAUCAGAUCAUCGACCGUACGAAAGGUGUGAGACCUUUCACAUUCUUCGAGGGAGGUAUGGUGGGGCAUGUAGGCUUCGCGGACCCUUUCGACCCGCCUUUGGGGACCUUGGUGCAGAAGUGUGGGCACAGUCUGGCCGGCGAGGACAUCGUACUACACGACAAGGGGACGGUAGUCUGCAUGGAGGGCCCACAGUUCAGCACGCGUGCUGAGUCGAACCUAUACCGCUCCUGGGGUGGCAGCGUGAUCAACAUGUCCGCAUUACCCGAGGCCAAGCUAGCCAAGGAAGCGGAGAUUGCGUACCAGAUGAUAUGCAUGUCGACCGACUACGACUGCUGGCAUGUUUCCGCGGGUGACGUGACGGUGGAGAUGGUUAUGGGCAAUAUGAAGGCGAAUGCGGAAAACGCACGGAGGUUUGUGGGUGCGGUGCUGGAUGAGUUGAGCAAGGAGGAGCAUAAAGACUUGGUGAUGGCGACGCACCUGCAGGGCAGCAUGAAGUUUGCGGGUUCCGUGACGGCACCUCAUGGACGGAGCGCAGAGGCGAAAGAGAAGAUGCAGUGGCUCUUUCCGGGUUACUUUGACUGA
Messenger RNA from Baudoinia panamericana UAMH 10762, 939 nucleotides. RefSeq lists its product as uncharacterized. The coding region runs from base 1 to 939 and encodes 312 amino acids. The transcript has 2 exons. Gene Ontology annotation, molecular function: S-methyl-5-thioadenosine phosphorylase activity. Gene Ontology annotation, biological process: nucleoside metabolic process. Gene Ontology annotation, cellular component: cytosol. The record is from RefSeq and is a predicted model, not a curated record. NCBI's taxonomy places the organism in Eukaryota, Fungi, Ascomycota, Dothideomycetes, Mycosphaerellales, Teratosphaeriaceae.